Fusarium sp. VM40 is the source of this 2424-nucleotide messenger RNA. Lineage: Eukaryota; Fungi; Ascomycota; Sordariomycetes; Hypocreales; Nectriaceae. The record is from the annotation of a GenBank genome assembly.
AUGGAGCAAUCUAAGGAUUUCAAAUCGCUUCAGGACAACAUUCAGAAGUCACUUGUCUCGACAAUCAAGACCGUGAAUCGCAUUGCCGCCGAAGAUCUGAGCUUCCAGCGUACAGUCAACCCUAACGUCGCCCAACAACUCGAAGAUCGGACCUCGCGAAUCCUCGAACUUUCUACACGGCUACUACAGUCAGCUGGGAAGGCAUGCAGCGUCAAGGCGCCCAAGCUUGAGGAUGUGGAGGACAUCGAGAUGAAUUGGAGAAGCGUGGUUGAUGUCGUCGAUUCCUCGCUCGAAAAGGCCGAUACAGCGUUGGAUGAGUAUACAGGGCUUGUCAAGAGAAAGGAGCCCCCAGUGUCUGAUUCGGCGAACAAGCCCAAGAAGCCCAAAUCAACGAACAAGGUUAUCCGAAACGCCAACAUCUCCAAGCCUCAAGUCCUUUUCGAACGAAAGCCCGACAAUUUCACCCCUCCACCAUGGAAGCCAAUGCUUACAUCGAAACCAAACGCAAAGUUGUCUCUGGAAGAAAGUCUCAACGUGGUGCCUAACGAAAAUGGCACGCCAUACCAACAUCCCUAUGAACACGAGAUUGUUCGCAUGACAUACCCAAAACGAGUUCUCAAAGAAGCUGAGCCCAUCAUGUAUCAACCCGUGGAAACAACCGAAGCAACCUUCGUCGACACCUACGAGGGCGUUCUAGAGAUGCUCGAAGAACUGAAAGAGGCAAAAGAGAUCGCAGUGGAUCUGGAACAUCACGACUUCAGAACAUACGUCGGGCUUGUGUCCCUUAUGCAGAUCAGCACACGAGAGAAGGACUGGAUCGUGGACACUCUACAGCCUUGGCGCCACAAUCUCGAGGUUUUGAAUGAAGUCUUUACUAAUCCCAAAAUUGUCAAGGUCUUCCACGGUGCGUACAUGGACAUGGUCUGGCUGCAGCGAGAUUUAGGACUCUACGUGAAUGGUCUUUUCGAUACAUUCUUUGCUUGCGAGCAGCUUCACUACCCAGCCAAGAGUUUGGCCUAUUUGCUGUCCAAGUUUGUCAAUUUUGAUGCAGACAAGCAAUACCAGUUGGCAGACUGGAGAAUAAGGCCACUGCCCGAGGAGAUGAUGUACUAUGCUCGAUCCGAUACUCACUACCUGCUCUACAUCUACGAUCGAGUACGAAACGAGCUUAUCGCCGCCUCUGAUAAAACCAACCUCGACAAAGAUUACAUAGGUCGAGCGCUUGAGAAAUCUAGAGAGCAGUCACUCUCUCGCUACGAACAUCCCGGUUACGACGAAGAGACUGGCGAAGGCUCUCGCGGUUGGUACGGGUACAUCUUCAAGAACUCGCAUCUGGCCUUUGAUAGCGAACAGUUUGCUGUUUUCAGAGCGUUAUGGAAGUGGAGAGACAACACAGCGAGGAAGGAAGACGAGAGCACCAACUAUGUUCUCAGCACUAGAGAUAUUGCGGAAAUCGCCCGAAUCAACCCACCUGAUGCAAAAGCUCUUCAUAGCUUAUUGCCUUUGAAUGCAUCCCUAGCACGACCCCGGUUCAACGAGAUCUGGGGACAGGUCAAAGAGACCAAGGCUAAGGGCGGCCCCAGCUUACUUCAUUUCUUCACUUCAAUGGCACCAGACAGUGUAGGAAAAUAUGGCAUUCCUGUGGCAGCCAGGAAGACGACAAAGUUACCAGACCUUGAUGGAGAGGUCACGGUCAGUAGGCUGACCCGGUCGCAGUUAUUUGGCGAUAUGCCAAUCAGUUCUCAGUGGGAUCUUCCGACGCGGCCGGCCCAAACCGAUGAGGAUCUCAUCCCUUUUCCUUGGCAGAAGUUCGUACAACAAAGCUCGAUUGAGGGAGACGUUCAACACGAUACAGCCACCGAAUCGGUCGUCGUUCCUGAACAGCCCAAGGAUGUGGCCAAUGCAGCUGAUAAUGCUGAAGUUGAGGAGGAUGAUGCGGAGUUCACGUUGAAGAAGGGUCAGAAGCGAAAGUCUCAGGCGUUGGAAGAGUCUGACUCAAGUGAGGAAGAUCCAGAAUCAGACAGUGAUGAGGAGAUGCAGGAAAACAACGGUGUUUUGGCCAUCGAGGACGAGACCGAUCGAGCAGCGUCGAGGAAUGCUCGCCGUAAGCAGCGCAAGGCGGAAGAGAAAAAGGCUGAGCAGGAGCGACUUGAACGACAAGAAGCCAAGAAAGCUCGAAAAGCUCAGAAGAAACAGAAGAAGCAAGAUGACCAGGAGAAGGUCAAGAAGUUUGACGCAGUACCAUUCGACUACAGCAAAGCUGCGUCAGUGCUAAACCCGACCAAGGAACAGAAGAGUGCUGCGGACGCGAAGCCAAAGAAGAAGUUCUUUGAUCCCUACUCCAAGGCUUCAGAUACGAAUGUCAAGGGAGCGCGCAAGGCACCUCCGGUCAAGGGAGAGCGAAGUGCAACAUUUAAGAAAUGA